AUGCGUGGCGAACAAGGGCGACAUUGCGCCGAAGCUGUUGCAGCGGCGGUGGCUGGACGGUUGGGUUUGGUCCCCUUUUGGAGAAAGAAGGGAGAGGAAGUAGUAGCAGCAUUUGGAGAAAGAAAUAGGAUGUCAAACACACUGGUAUUUGCCAACUGUGUUUUCGAGACCUCCUCCCACCACCUCGCAGCCACCGCCACCUUCCUCCCAGCGCAGCCCUUCCACUGCUCCCACCCAGGACCUCCUCGCGGACAGAGCAGCCCAGCACUGCAGCACACAGCCAGCGCCCAGCGCUCAGCAGGUCGGCACCACCCUUGCAAGUCGCACCCACCACCAUCCUCAGUCCCUCGCAACUCGCAAAUCGCACCCAGCAGGCCAGGACCAGCCACUCACCCAGGACCACCCAGCGGACACAGAGCACCGUAUCAAGUCAGAUAUGGAGCCCGAGCCACCAAGUCAGAUCUUUGGGAUGAUAAGCAGUUUUUUCAAGAUCAUCCUGGUGCAGUGCCUAUCACCACAGUGCAGGGUGAGGAACUGAGAAAACUUAUCGGUGCUCCAGUUUACAUCGAAUGUAGUUCAAAAACACAGCAGAAUGUGAAGGCUGUUUUUGAUGCGGCCAUCAAAGUAGUUCUCCAGCCUCCAAAGCAGAAGAAAAAGAAGAGAAAGGGUCAAAAAACCUGUUCCAUAUUGUGAUCUUCUCAGUUCUAAAUUGGUAGUUGGCAGAGGAUGACAUGACUGUAGCCAUUUCUUGGUAGUCUUUGCCAUUCUAUAUCUUUGCUGCAUAACACAUGAUGGUGUUGGUGUUCCGGAAACAUUACUGAACCAAAUGUUCGGACGAGAGGGACAAGAAUCCGAGGAGGGUAUUAGUCUGCUCAUCAGCAGAAAGUUGCUGAAGCUGAUGUAAUUAGGGUAAUUUGGUUUGAUGUAUGUGAUUUGAUAUUAGUUGUUGUUAAUUUUGACGAAUUGUUUAAUUCUUAAUGGAAGAAAAGAAACAUAAUUUGUUUAGAAGAGAAGGCAAUAAUGACUUGGAAAUAUGUAUUGAGAUUCCUCUAGUAGAUGCACUCACAGGGUGCUCUUUACCAAUUCCUAUAUUAGGAGGGGAGAACUUGACUUUGUCAUUUGAGAAUACUGUUGUAUACCUUGGAUAUGUAAAGGUUAUUGAAGGUCAAGGCAUGCCAACCCUUAAAAACGAUGGGAAAAGAGGUGACCUCCAUGUCAAGUUUCUAGUUGACUUCCCCAAAGAAUUGAGUGAUGAACAAUGGCAAGAAGCUUUUAGAAUCUUAGAAAAUUGUUGUUAAUGAUGACCAUAGUUGUACAUUUGUAUAUUUUGUAUGCAGAUAUGAAUGCAUUUGCUAUCAGUUAAAGACACAAAUUUUCUGUUAAUGAUAGAUAUACA
Arachis duranensis is the source of this 1396-nucleotide messenger RNA. RefSeq lists its product as uncharacterized. The transcript is spliced from 6 exons. Gene Ontology annotation, biological process: small GTPase-mediated signal transduction; establishment or maintenance of cell polarity; regulation of cell shape. Gene Ontology annotation, cellular component: cytoplasmic vesicle; nucleus; plasma membrane. NCBI's taxonomy places the organism in Eukaryota, Viridiplantae, Streptophyta, Magnoliopsida, Fabales, Fabaceae. The record is from RefSeq and is a predicted model, not a curated record. Bases 1 to 693 code for a protein of 230 amino acids. Gene Ontology annotation, molecular function: GTP binding; GTPase activity; protein kinase binding.